UUUUACAAUUUUUUUAGAAUCUUGUAGGAUAGAUGUAAAUUUCCCUUUUUAUUUUCCCACUUAAUUAGUCACCCACUUUCUUCUUCAUCUCCCUCACAAGGCUGCCAAAUUCCUUUUUUUUUNCCUCAAAAUUAGUCUCUCUCAACCUCGUGAUCAGAUCUAUAGCCUCCUAAUUCUCUAGCAAUGGGUGAGAAGGUGACUGUCAUGGUACUCAAGGUUGAUCUCCAGUGUUCUUGCUGUUACAAAAAGGUCAAGAAAGUUCUAUGCAAAUUUCCCCAAAUUCGAGACCAGGUAUAUGAUGAGAAGGCCAACACGGUCACAAUCACAGUUUUCUGCUGCAACCCUGAGAAAAUUCGAGACAAAUUGUGCUGCAAAGGUGCCCCAGCCAUCAAAAGCAUUGAGAUCAAAGAGCCACCCAAACCCAAGCAGCCCGAAAAGCCCAAAGAGCCCGAGAAACCCAAACAGCCAGAAAAACCCAAAGAGCCCGAGAAACCCAAACAACCCGAAAAGCCCAAAACCGUUGUGAUUGAAAUGCCCAAGGAACCAGAGAAACCCAAACAACCCGAAAAGCCCAUAACCGUUGUGAUUGAAAAGCCCAAGGAACCAGAGAAGCCCAAGGUGACAAUCAUAGAGAAGCCCAAGGAACCAGAGAAGCCCAAGGUGGCUAUCAUAGAGAAGCCCAAGGAACCAGAGAAGCCCAAGUUGGCAAUCAUAGAAAAGCCCAAGGAGCCCGAAAAACCAAAAGAAGUGGAGAAGCCCAAAGAAAAGCCCAAGGAAGUGGAGAAGCCCAAAGAAAAGCCCAAGGAAGUAGAGAAGCCCAAAGAACUUCCAAAAGUCGAGCCCCCAAAAGUACCGGCACCGGCACCAAACCCUCCUCCGCCGGAGCCAAUAAUGUGGCCGGCCAUUCCAAUGCCUGAACCGAACCCUCCUUUGCCGGAGCCGGUACCGGUAAACUGGUACCCACCGGCUUUUCCGGUGCGCACGUGUUGCGGGUCGUGCUACGAAGGUUAUGGUGGAGGCCCAUGUUAUCAUGGGUAUGGAACUCCGCCACCUCCGCAGCCAUGCUAUGAUGACUACUGUGGGUAUGGGUAUGGUAGGGGAUGCCACAUCAGCAAAUCAUGCGAUUACUACUUCAGUGAUGAGAAUCCACGUGGCUGCUCCAUCAUGUGA
Molecule: messenger RNA, 1170 nt
Organism: Striga asiatica
Lineage: Eukaryota; Viridiplantae; Streptophyta; Magnoliopsida; Lamiales; Orobanchaceae
Source: the annotation of a GenBank genome assembly